AUGAUAAAUAAUUUAUAAAUUGCACCACUAACUGCUCUUCACAAAUUACUGUCAGUCAAUAAGACAAUCAAAAUUAAUGAUAAACUUCAUGAAUCAUAAAAAUAAAAGAGUCUUCAAAAAUCUAUUUAAAAUUUAAGCAGCAGCUAAUGUGAAAUGAUGAAUACUAAAAUGAAAAAUAAAUUGCCAACUCCAAAAAAUACAAUUGAUUUAUCUUUAAGAUAAAGUCUUGGCAAAAUUAGUAACAAUAACGAUAGUGGAAUCAAAACUAACAAAAAUAUUAAAAAUGAACUUAUAUCAGUCCUCAGAAAAGCUUAGAGUUAAUCUAAAAAAAAUAAUAAUCUAGAAAAAUUAUUAAGCACUUCUAAUGCUCCUAAAUAAUUUAGUAAUUUAGAAAAUUUUAAAAUGAAAAGACCUCCUUUACUUUAAUAUUUAGGUGAAGAAAAUGAGAAAUUAAAAAUUUAAAGUGCAAAAAGUGCUACAGAAAAAAAUAAAAGUCCUGAAAAUAGAUAUUCAUCUGGUAUUAAUUUUAAAUAUUUUAGGAUUUUUUACAAGUACUAAUUAAAGGUAGUAACUAUUUGGAUCCUUGAAUGAAGUUUUGAAAUAAUAUAUCCAAUGCAAAAGCUAACAGAAGUGUAAAUAAAUUUAUUAAUUUAGAGGCUGGAACUGGAGAAGGUAUCAAAGUUUGUAAAUCUGCUAGAAGUACUUAAUAGUAACUAUUAAUGAAUGACCCAGAAAAUCAAGAGAAAUACUUCCCUAAGCAAAAGUCUGAUUAUUCCAAAGGAUAAUCAAAAAUACUUCAUGAGAAUUUACAUAAUUUAUUUUUAAAGACUUAGAAUGUAUUAGCCAAAUACUAAGCCAAAGAACUUUAAUGGAAAAAAUAAAAAAAAUAAUUAAGAGAUGAAAUUAGGAUUCUUAAAUAAUUAUUGAAAUAACAGCAAUUAUAAAAUUAAAUAUAUCACUGA
Messenger RNA from Paramecium pentaurelia, 962 nucleotides. Lineage: Eukaryota; Ciliophora; Oligohymenophorea; Peniculida; Parameciidae. The record is from the annotation of a GenBank genome assembly.